Molecule: messenger RNA, 944 nt
Organism: Suillus subalutaceus
Lineage: Eukaryota; Fungi; Basidiomycota; Agaricomycetes; Boletales; Suillaceae
Exons: 1
Coding region: 326-535 (69 amino acids)
Source: RefSeq, a predicted model, not a curated record
GCAUUGUCUGCACAAUGCAGCAUUUAUUUCCUCUUCUAGUACUGUCUCCAUGGAUUUCGCCUCUCGGGAUCGAUUGCCUGUAGAUUGUUAUGGGUCCAGAUAUAUUCCGCAAUCCAAAUUUCCCUAAAAAGGCUAAUUUGCUUGAAGACGGUCAACACUCGAUUCUUGAUUUCCAGACACUCUCCGUCGUCAAAGUACCCAGCACCCAAAUACUUAAGCAGCACGAUGUCCGUCACUUUACUCAUCCGAGUCAUCAGCACUAGCACCCUCAGCCUCCGAACUAAAUAUCUGAAUCGCACACUCGUCUCCAAACAAAUACUCUGAGAUGUCUUACACCACUCUUAACAUUAACACUCACUUCUCCCUCUUCGCCCCCUUGCCCGCGUCUUCAAACUUAUUCACUGUCUUCACUCAAGCACAGUCUCCACGUGAAACGCAUGCAAUGUAUGCAGAGGUCCGCCAGGUGCUUGGCGCUUCCAACGGGCAAAGGAAGCAGGGCAAGAGCGCGCUGAAGAAGAUCUUCAGUGCCAAUUAACAAGUAUCUACAACACGCGCCUUCAAGCGCAUUAUCCCAUCCGAGAUCAAGCUCUCUCGCUCGAUGUGACGAGAUAAUUCUCGUCUUCCGAGCAACUCCACCAGAGCGCGGCCACUGCCCUCUCAAACAACUGUAUCGGCCAAGCGCAGGCACAACCAUCAUAAGCCGUGCACACCCCUUCAUGCACAUUCGCAUUUAAAAACUAUCUGACGUGUGGAUCGCGUCGUAGAGCGGGCAAUUCGGGAAUAAUCUGGAUGACUGAGGAAGAUGGCAGCGCUGCAUACUACUUACUAGAAUCCAAAAGACGCGUCGGAUGCAGUCUUCUGGUCUCACUCCGAUAUCACUUCGUAUCCGGGACUUGCUUCGAAAUACCAAUGAAUUAAUUCAAUGCCAAUAAAAAUAUGAGAUA